Molecule: messenger RNA, 2441 nt
Organism: Aspergillus saccharolyticus JOP 1030-1
Lineage: Eukaryota; Fungi; Ascomycota; Eurotiomycetes; Eurotiales; Aspergillaceae
Exons: 3
Coding region: 178-2325 (715 amino acids)
Source: RefSeq, a predicted model, not a curated record
CUUAUCACGCCCAUUCAUUUAUUUGCUACUGAAUCCCAACAACAAACGCGACUCUGACGCCUCAUAUUAGCUUGUAUCACAGUGGUUUAUCUUCUACCCGUCAAAAAGUAGUGAUCGCUCCUUCUCUUCCGCGCCUUGACGUCGAAUACACGCGCACAUUCCAACUCGGUCCCGACAAUGAAGAUGGAGGACUUUGUCUGUCCGUCCGUCACAUUCCAACCAUUAUGCCCCCCACAUCUUAGACUUCCCCAGGACACCAAGUUCCGAUUCACCCCAGUCAAAUCCUUCUCCCAACCAGCUCCCCACCUUUGGGACCGCAAGCCUUCUACCUCGUUUCGCGCACGCGGUCGGUCGCGCAAGGUCUGGAAGCGCUUCCGCACCUCCUUCAACAGCAUGAAAGCUCUGCAGCAGAUUACAGUCGGCGAGCGACACGCGAUCGAUGAGGAACUCCAGCUCGAGAUCAAUAGUAUGAGGAAUCCGGUACUCAUCCGCGGAGUCAAGCGGAGAUGCUUCGCGUUGGACCCGGAUGACCUUGCCAGCGGAAACUCACGAGGAAGGUCAUUCCUGGAAACGCAUUGGGAAUCUGAGUCGAAAGGACGACGACGAAAGCUGCCACUUGUUUAUAGCGAUUUUGUGGACAUUGCCGAUGAACCGAUGGAGUCAGACAGUCUAAGGCCACAUGACAUUGUCGAAGAUACAAGCGACGAGCAAGACGCGUCCACGUCGGUACACGAGAACCUUGUUAUCAGCGAGCUGGACGAAUUAGCGACCGGCGACCUUCCGGAGACCCCUACGAAAUUGGUGCCCGGUGCGCCCUACCCCCGCAUGUUACCUGGUGACUCGGAUGGCUUGUCCGCCGGUUUGGAUUGCGACAUGACAAACAUAAAAGGACACGAGACCAGUCAUGCUUCCCCGUUCACCUUGUUUAGUCCGGUGGUUGGAGUCUCGAGUCCUGCUACGCCUGCUACAAAUACUGCGGGGAAGGACAGUCAUGAUUGUGAUGCUGCUGCUACGGUUAAGGAUGUACUGUUGAGCGCAACCAAGGAGGGAACCAAGGAGGGCUCGAGCUCGGAGACUGCCGCAGUUGUCCCUGAACUCACCGUUGAGCAGGAAUCGACGCUUGUGCGCUCGGCUCUACGCAGCUCGUUGGGCGGAGAAGACGCCGAGCUACUCAGCAACUUUCUUUCCAAGGCCCAGGCGAAGCGUGACGCCAAGGCCGCUGCUGCUGUCGCUGAGAUCAAAGUUGCUGAAGCCGCCGAGAUGGCUGUGAAGAAGGCCGCACCGGUCGAGAAGGAAGACGAGGGCAAGAAGGUGGAGGAAGCCUCGCCCGUCGAGCUUCCCACUCCGCCAUCCCGUCGCGCGCUGGAAGAUCUCGAUGCCAACUCGCCAUCGCCACAAAAACCGCAGCAAAUUUCGCCGACCAAGCUUUGCGAAAACGAGGUUCAAAACACCGGGAGCCCGCGCCGCAGCACCCGGCCCCGUGCCCCGCCAGUACGCCCCUCUACCGUGGCGGCUGCGGUGCGCAACACCUUCUCCCUCCGCCGUGCCAAGGGCAACGAAUUUAUUUUCCUUCAGCGGACUGAGGCUCAAGAGCUCGCCCUUACCACGAAACGCAACACACGCCUCAACAAGGGCACCUCCACCAUGCCAAAACAAACGCUCCAUGUUCUCCAAGUUCGCGGAAGCUACACUACCGCGAUCGGUGACGACAAAACCCAGGCUAAUAUCUCGGCUCGGGAAAUAACCAAGGCCAAGAAGCAUGUGUCAUGGAACAAUGACCGACUCGUGGAGUUCGAGGGCGAAGAUGCCAGUGCGACCGACCGCAAACAUGACGUCGCCGAUGCCAGUCGCGGGGUAACGCAUCUGCGCAGCACAGACAAAUCCUCUGGUGUGAUAAGGAAGGCAGCCAGUGGCCGCACGACGCGGUCGCAGUCGGGGCAGAAGACUGGUGGUGCAACGGGCUCCGAUGCAGCAACUACUGCACCCGCUACUGCAGCUCCGCGGGCGCGGCGCGGGCGCGAAGCGUCCAACACCGAGACCACGGCCGGCGCUGCUGCCCUCGCAGUCGCUGCUCCUCCCGCCUCUUCCCCAACCUCGUCGUCUGCAUCCUCCAGUACUGAUAGUCCUCUCGGCCAACGCAAGAAGCUGAUCCCCAAGGCUCCCCGCAAAGCGCCCGAGACCCCGUCUAAGGGUAGCAGUGCCACCGCCCGCACGACUAGCAGCAGCAGCAAGACAUCACUCCGCAGCAGUAGCACCAAGACGACUUUGUUGAAGGUCAAUGCGGGCUCGACUCCGGUUGCGAGACGGAUUCGUUCCCGCUCGUGAGGGGCAGGAAGGCUUGUGAUGCAUGAUUGUCUGUUUAUAUGUACAUAACAGCAUGGUGGCGUGAGUUAUUACUGGAUGCAUGGGAUAGGCGCUUGGUUGUUUUAUCACUCCUUCAG